Messenger RNA from Penicillium atrosanguineum, 654 nucleotides. Its product is annotated as histone H1/H5 family protein. The transcript has 7 exons. Gene Ontology annotation, molecular function: structural constituent of chromatin; DNA binding. Gene Ontology annotation, biological process: nucleosome assembly. NCBI's taxonomy places the organism in Eukaryota, Fungi, Ascomycota, Eurotiomycetes, Eurotiales, Aspergillaceae. The record is from RefSeq and is a predicted model, not a curated record. Gene Ontology annotation, cellular component: nucleosome. Bases 1 to 654 code for a protein of 217 amino acids.
AUGCCUCCCAAGCAAGCAACCAGCGCGUCCAAGAAGGCGGCGCCCGCGGCCCACGCUUCCUAUCGUGAAAUGAUCAAGGACGCUAUUGUCAACCUGAAAGAGCGCAAUGGUUCCAGCCGUCAGGCGAUCAAGAAGUAUGUCAUGUCAAACAACAAGGUGACAAUCGCGUCUCAGAGCGCCUUCGAUGCCCAGUUCAACAAGGCUAUCAAGACCGGUGCCGAGAAGGGCGAGUUCUCUCAGCCUAAGGGACCCUCUGGCCCCGUGAAGCUGGCUAAGAAGGACGCGGCUGAUAAGCCUGCCGCGAAGCCCGCUGCUAAGCCCGCGGCCAAGGCUACCCCCAAGACUGCGACAAAGGCCACUGCUACCAAGGCUGCCCCCAAGACCGCCGCCAAGAAGGCCGCACCCAAGAAGUCUGCCGCCACCAAGGCUGCCCCCAAGAAGACCGCGGCCAAGGCUGCUCCCAAGACAGCUACUAAGAAGGCUGCUGCCAAGCCCAAGGCCAACUCUGGCAAGGUCCGCAAGACCUCAACCGUGGCCCCCGCCAUCGUCGAGAAGCCCAAGGUCGUCAGCAAGACCAAGUCCGGCCGCGUCACUAAGACCACUGCCCCCCCGACACCCAAGGCAGCGGCCAAGAAGCGUGUCACCAAGAAAUAA